AUGUCGUCCAAACGACAUUAUGUUUUACUUACAGUUCUAAAGGGAAAUCCACGACUCAAAAGUCUAUGUGAAACCCGAUGGAUUGAACGACAUGGCAGCAUUAUCAUUUUUCAGUCAUCAUUAAUAUAUAUUUUAGAAGCCUUAACUUCUAUUUCAUCAUGGCAUGAACAAGACUCUUCAUCAAAAGCUAAAACACUAUUAACUGCUUUAUCUGCUUGCGAAUUUAUAAUAUCAUUAUUUACACUUGCCUCAUUAUUAAGUGUUACAGUUAGUGUAAGUAAAAUUUUACAAAAUGUCAACUCGGAUAUAAGUAAUUCUACAGAAAUCAUACAUGAUGUCAUUGAUAACUUGGAAAAUAAAAGAACCAAUUGCUCUGAAGAAUUCAACUUAAUAUUUGAAGUAUGCAAAAAAGAAAUGAUAAAGCAUGAUAUAGAAAUAAAAAAACCUCGAAUAGUAUGUCGACAAACUGCAAGAUCAAAUUACCAAACAAGUACUAUAGGGGAUUAUUACAGGGUGUCAAUUUACAUUCCUUUACUUGACAAUGUAUUAGAUGAUCUCAAAAAUAGGUUUUUAAAUGAAAAAAACCAAGAAGUUUUGAAAUAA
This is a messenger RNA of Macrosiphum euphorbiae (potato aphid), 603 nucleotides long. NCBI's taxonomy places the organism in Eukaryota, Metazoa, Arthropoda, Insecta, Hemiptera, Aphididae. The record is from the annotation of a GenBank genome assembly.